Trifolium pratense (red clover) is the source of this 926-nucleotide messenger RNA. RefSeq lists its product as uncharacterized. Bases 129 to 776 code for a protein of 215 amino acids. NCBI's taxonomy places the organism in Eukaryota, Viridiplantae, Streptophyta, Magnoliopsida, Fabales, Fabaceae. The transcript is spliced from 4 exons. The record is from RefSeq and is a predicted model, not a curated record.
AAAUUGCAAGAGCAGCCCAAAAUCAUAUAAAUAUAAAUAAGUUUUGUCUUCGUCAUCUUCAUCUACCUAGCUAGGGUUUACGUACACAGUCAAUUGGGGUUCCUAUUUCCUACCUUCCGUCUUGCAGAAUGUCGAUGGAAUCCGAUACCAGCUUGUUCGGCGUCAUCCGACCUCCUCCGGAAAACCUCGAAGAAAGAGGGAAGCGGCCAAAAUCGGAAUCAGAACCAGAACCAAAAUCGGAGCUGGAGCCUGAACGGAAACCAAAACCUACUUGGAAAUUGAAACGCGUUGAUGAUCUUACAUUGAGUGACUUCUCCAUGUAUGACGAUGACAUUAAACCUUUUGGGUUCAUGUGUGCCAAAUUUUAUUAUAGGAAUAAAGCUCAGAUUCAGAAAGAUAAUGAAUAUGAAGCGGCCAUUGCUGAUUAUAAAAAGCGCUCUCGAGGCCUAUCUGUGUACGAUGCUAUCACCCCUCCAAGAGUAGGCUCAUACGGAAAAUGUGGUGUUGCAGUACCCCUUGAUAUGGAUGAAAAUCUUCGCAGCAGGCUCAUUCCCUUAUGCAAGCUUGCCUUAGAAAAGUACAAUGCUGACAAUCAGGGUGCAAAUUUUGUGUUUCUUGAUGUUGUCAAGACAACAUGGAGUGCUGCUGGUACGUUUUACAUUACCUUUCGAGCUCAAAAAGAUCCUCCCAACUGCUCUGCUACAACUUUUCAGGCUCAAGUAUGGGAAAAUCGGAAUGGGCCACAUAAGGUCAAAUCGUGUGCCAUUAAAACCUAACACACGCCGCACAAUGUUCCAUCAUCAAAUUCACAAUUAUGAAAAUUCAUAACAACAGAAAAAAAAGAAAAGAAACCAGCAGUAGGCUUUUUUCAAGACAGCGAAUAGGAAUUUUUAACUGAGAUAGUAACUGGUGAUAUGCUUAGUCUU